This is a messenger RNA of Penicillium bovifimosum, 465 nucleotides long. RefSeq names its product nuclear telomere cap complex subunit Ten1. Gene Ontology annotation, cellular component: CST complex. Gene Ontology annotation, biological process: telomere capping. The record is from RefSeq and is a predicted model, not a curated record. NCBI's taxonomy places the organism in Eukaryota, Fungi, Ascomycota, Eurotiomycetes, Eurotiales, Aspergillaceae. Gene Ontology annotation, molecular function: single-stranded telomeric DNA binding. Bases 1 to 465 code for a protein of 154 amino acids. The transcript is spliced from 2 exons.
AUGAAUGGGCCGCGUCCCUCGACUCGCGCGUUCCUUUCUGAUCUCUCGUCUCUACAGGAAGACUCGAAGAUCCGCUUUCUUGGCUGCGUGACACAUUAUAAGAUCAGCACUGGCCAUCUGAUCCUGGAACACAACUAUCCACGCAGCAAGACCACACCAAGCUCUGUAUCUGUCGAUAUCAAUGGCAUCCUUGAGGACGUGACUGCUGAAGCGCUGCACGUGGGGACAUGGCUCAAUGUCCUAGGCUAUGUGAGAGAUUUGGAGCCAGCGCCGCCCCCAUCCUCGUUCUCAUCAACUCCUGACGAUGCAAGUCAGCCGAGUCAGAGGCCUUCUACGGUGCCCCCUCGCCCAGUGUACAUCGAGGCAAUCCUGGUCUUCCCAGCUGGAGCUAUUGAAAUCGGAGAAUAUGAGCGGAUUCUUUGCAAUAACCGAGAUGUCGAGCAACUGAUACGGUCUACACAUUGA